GAAGGCCGGGCACAGGGGAGGCAAGUGCCGGAAGACUUACCCCCGGAGCCACACUGGUGGGAGGCACAGGCGGGUGCCGGUGUGCGCGGAGGCUCCUGCGUGCCUAGCAGUCUCCACCUGCCCAGUGACCAUGAUAGUGUUUGUCAGGUUCAACUCCAGCCAUGGUUUCCCAGUGGAGGUCGAUUCUGACACCAGCAUCUUCCAGCUCAAGGAGGUGGUUGCUAAGCGACAGGGGGUUCCAGCUGACCAGUUGCGUGUGAUUUUCGCCGGGAAGGAGCUUAGGGAUGACUUGACUGUGCAGAGCUGUGACCUGGACCAGCAGAGCAUCGUUCAUGUUGUGCUGAGACCCUGGAGAAAAGGCCCAGAAAGGGAAGGAGGUGAUGGCCCACAAAACGCCCUGGAGGGCUCGAGGAGAGAGCCCGAGAGCUUGACCCGUGUGGACCUCAGCAGCUCGGUCCUCCCUGCGCACUCGGUGGGUCUGGCUGUGAUCCUGAAUAAUGACCGUGAGGAGACCCUGCCAGCUGGAAGGCCAGCAGGUAGACCGCCUUACAACAGCUUUUACGUUUAUUGCAAAGGCCCCUGCCAAAGAAUACAGCCAGGAAAACUCAGGGUGCGGUGUGGUACCUGCCGACAGGCGACGCUCACCUUGGCCCAGGGUCCGUCUUGCUGGGACGAUGUCUUAAUCCCAAACCAGAUGACUGGUGAAUGUCAAACUGCAAGCUGUCCUGGGACUAUAGCCGAAUUUUUCUUUAAAUGUGGAGCACACCCAACCGCUGACAAGGAAACAUCAGUGGCUUUGAACCUGAUCACAACAAACAGUCGAGGCAUCACCUGCAUAACAUGUACCGACAUCAGGAGCCCUGUCCUGGUUUUCCAGUGCAACCAUCGCCACGUGAUUUGCUUAGACUGUUUCUACUUAUACUGUGUGACAAGACUUAACGACAGGCAGUUUAUCCAUGACCCUCAGCUGGGCUACUCUCUGCCGUGUGUGGAGACAAUCGGAAGAAAAACAUAUAUUUUGACUCCUGAAGAGUUGCAACUGGAAAAAACUGGCUGCCCCAACUCCUUGAUUAAAGAGCUCCAUCACUUCAGGAUCCUUGGAGAAGAGCAGUACAACCGGUAUCAGCAAUAUGGCGCUGAAGAGUGUGUGCUCCAGAUGGGGGGCGUGCUGUGCCCUCACCCUGGCUGUGGAGCAGGGCUGCUUCCCGAGCCAGGCAGGAGGAAGGUCACUUGUGAAGGGGGAAACGGUCUGGGCUGCGGGUUCGCCUUUUGCCGGGACUGUAAGGAAGCGUACCAUGAAGGUGAAUGCAGCACCCUGUUUGAAGCCUCAGGAGCAGUUUCUCAGGCCUACAGAGUUGACGAGAAGGCCGCGGAACAAGCUCGGUGGGAAGAGGCCUCUAAAGAAACAAUCAAGAAAACCACCAAGCCCUGUCCCCGUUGCCAUGUGCCAGUUGAAAAAAAUGGAGGAUGCAUGCACAUGAAGUGCCCGCAGCCCCAGUGCCGUCUGGAGUGGUGCUGGGCCUGCAGCUGCGAGUGGAACCGCGCCUGCAUGGGGGACCACUGGUUCGACGUGUAGCUGCAGCCCUGCGCGCGCCCCCUGCCGGCCGGCGCGGAAAGGCGCGCGAGUCCCGCCAUGCCCUGGUCUUCUGUCUCCAAAUGGUUGCUUUCUCUCUCUCUCUCUCUCUCUCUCUCUCUCUCUCUCUCUCUCUCUCUCACACACACACACACACGCACACGCAGCCCUCAAGGUCCUUCCAAAACUACAAAAACAAAGUCAGAGGAGAAGCUCCUCGCAUCUCUUGCUUUGUGCCCAUGAAAAAGAGCGAGAAGUAUUCUCAGGCCUCAGCAAUACGCACAACCCAGAGCAGAGGUUCAAGUGCGGUUCCGCUUUUUUGUGUGGAUGGCCAUUCCCGCGUCAUUUCGAGUCAGGCUAGACACGUACAUAGAGAUUCCUCAGGUUUUUUUCAUUUCUCGCAUUUUACCUUCAGCAACGACUGGGUGAGUUCUCUGUAAGACUGACCGCGACGGAUUCUGAGCACUGUACUCACAACUUUUAAGAGCAAUGUUCUCAUUUAAGGUUUCAGAGAGCAUCUGUUCCCGAAGAACCACAGGCAAUAGUCAAGACUGCCUUUAUCCCCAAGAAUUCUACUAUGUAUAUAUAACAUUGACGGAACAUCAACUAAUCGGCUUGUCAACUAGUGAGAAAUUAUGAAAGCUGAUUUGAAUGUUGAAUGAUUAAAUUCCAGGAGAGAAAUCAAAACUCCAUGUACUUUCAUUCUAUUUCAUUAUUUGCGACUUUAGAAAGAACUUGUUUUUUCUGUAAAUAAUUACAAAGUCUAUAAUUCGACCUCAGACAUUCAUUUUGCGGCUUGGAGAACAAGCUAGUACCUUUGGCUUCGCUGUAAAUUUAAUGGAUAAGGGGCCCAGAGGGGAGACAUUUUUAUAAAUGGCUUUAUAAUGGUUCUCAAUGGUAACAAAAGUGCAGAGUCUUAAAGCAGGAUCUUUAAAGAAGGAGCAUUUCCGGGGCUAUGGAAAUGAGGCCAAACCUGAUUCUGCACCACAGGAGUUUAAGCUCUCUCUGCACCUGCUCCGCCCCCCCCCCAUCUGCACACCCCAGGGGCUCUGCCUACCCAGUGGGUUACUCCAGGGAGAGCCCUUUUCUCUAGGACAGUACAGUGACACCAGAAGGUUUCCUCACGUUGACAUGGAUCGAAAUGGAGCCUUCGCCAAGUUUUUGUCUUUUUUUUUUUUUUGAGGCAUCCACAACACAUCAAAAAGAGAUGUGUUUCACUAAACGCAACAAACCUCGUUUCCUACAGCACACCCUACAGAUGAAAACGUAUAACCACCGUCGUUUGUUCUCACUGUCUGUCUUCUCAGGGACAAUCGUGACCACAGCAUAAUGAGUUUCACUAGCCCAUGGGGUCCUCUUUGGAUGUAGGGCACCUGGAAAUGAUCAAAUCAGUAGCAAGGCUUCUCUUUGUAGACAUAGCACCAGAAAUCCUUGCUAGGGAGAGAGAGGGAAUGACCUCAGAAUAUUUCCCGAGGACCUCCGUCCCUCUUUCCCUAACCAUCCAUCCAGGGGCAGUCCUGCCUGAUCUCCCUCUUCUCUCAGAAGGCUAGACCUGGGACAAGAUGGGGUGUGGCAGCCACAGUGGCAUUAACAGCCUCACUUGGCUUCGCUGUGUCAGAAAAUCCAGCCUCCCCAACGUGACCCCAAAGCUGCCAGACUCAUGUCAGGAAGCCCUUAAGAUCACAGAGAGGUCCUGGAGAGCCAUUAUCUGUGAGUGUGAGAAAAAGGAGGGUCAGUAGGCAUGAGCCCACGUGUCCCAGUAUCAGUGAUCGGUCCAAAACCCACUCAGGGCCCGACUGCACAGUACUGACAAUCCCAGUAAGUAGCAGCUUCUUACAGUGACCCAACGUGACAAAUCCGAUGGCCCCCUCUGUCAUGUGGAGCACCCAGUCUUUUAUAUCCACUAGAGUUUUGGGGUUUAGCGAUACUGUCGUUUUUGCUUCCUCCCAAGCUUGCAUGGUGUGUUGGAUGUGUGAAGCCCGAACAAGGGUUGCUCUCAUGGGUUCGGGCACCGUAGAAGUUUCUAGGUCUCUGCUCCUUUCCUGGUGGUGGUCUCUUUUAUUUUUUCCCCCAGAGGAGGACACUGAAACAAGUUAAAGAAAAAACAGCGUCUGUAAAUGAAUAUGAAUCACAAACCACUACAAAUGAAUGUGUUUGAGCAUGAAUGCUGUAACCAAAUGUGAAUGUAUCAAAAAAGUAGAAAUAGAAUCUUUGCGGAAGAAUAUUUCUCUCUGAAAUGUGUAAAGGAAUAUUUGACAACUAAAUCUAAGGUCGUACUCAACUUAUCAAUAAAAGCAUCAAAAAAGCU
Molecule: messenger RNA, 3881 nt
Organism: Felis catus (domestic cat)
Lineage: Eukaryota; Metazoa; Chordata; Mammalia; Carnivora; Felidae
Gene: PRKN
Product: parkin RBR E3 ubiquitin protein ligase
Exons: 13
Coding region: 131-1576 (481 amino acids)
Biological process (GO): regulation of cellular response to oxidative stress; regulation of apoptotic process; negative regulation of protein phosphorylation
Cellular component (GO): endoplasmic reticulum; ubiquitin ligase complex; mitochondrion
Molecular function (GO): ubiquitin protein ligase activity; zinc ion binding; ubiquitin conjugating enzyme binding
Source: RefSeq, a predicted model, not a curated record